Nicrophorus vespilloides is the source of this 443-nucleotide messenger RNA. RefSeq names its product lachesin-like. The record is from RefSeq and is a predicted model, not a curated record. The transcript has 3 exons. The annotation marks the transcript as partial. Lineage: Eukaryota; Metazoa; Arthropoda; Insecta; Coleoptera; Silphidae. Gene Ontology annotation, cellular component: neuron projection.
UGCCCCCGGACAUAGUUUACGACGACACGAGCGGCGAUUUGUCGGUGUCGGAGGGUGAGAACGCAACCCUCUGGUGUCGUGCAACAGGACACCCUCCACCUCGCAUCACGUGGCGCAGAGAAGACGGCCAGUCUAUACUUUUACGCCGCGGGACACGGGACGCUAUCAAAGUGGACACGUACAACGGAAGCAACUUGUACUUCUGGCGUCUGGACAGAAAACAAAUGGGAGCGUAUCUUUGCAUAGCCAGCAACGAUGUUCCACCUGCAGUCAGCAAGAGAAUUGCUCUGAACGUCAACUUUGCUCCAGUUAUCAAAGUGCCGAACCAACUUCUCGGCGCACCCCUGAACACGGACGUGCAGCUGGAGUGUUACGUAGAGGCAUUCCCGAACACCAUCAACUAUUGGGUCAAAAACCGUGGAGAGAUGCUGCUCAAUGGGUAA